CCUAUUGGAAAAAUGGCUGCUCCGGUGGCAGUAGCGGGUUCUUCCCCCGGUCUCUGCCCAAGCUUUGCUGUCGUCUGUUCAUUCUUGGAGCGUUACGGUGCGGUAUUGGACUUACCUGAACUGACUUUCCCACAAAUGGAGAGAUACCUUCUAGAGACAUCGACAGUCCCCAAGCCCCUGGUUGAACUCCAUGUGAAACUUCUAAGGAAGAUUGGCAAGUCAGUCUCUCCAGACAGAUGGGAAAAGUUCCUAGUGAAGGUUUGCCAGGAGUUCAACUGCACGUGGGCCUGGGAACUUGAAAGAAAGGGAUACUCUGAAAUGACUGUAGAAUCCAAGACUGGCAUCCUUAAGUACUUAUGUGAGAGCCAGUUUGAUGACAACAUCAAAUUCAAGACAUCGGUCAAUGAAGAGGAUCCAGACAGGAUGAGACUGCAGCCGAUUGGUAAAGACAAACAAGGUCUCAUGUACUGGUUCCAAUUGGACCAAGACCAGAAUGUUCGUGUCUAUGUGGAAGAACAAGAUGAUCUAGAUGGGACUACCUGGAAAUGCAUUGUCAGGAACCGAAGUGAUUUAGCACAGACUUUGGAGAAGCUUAAGGGGCAGAUUGAGCCUGGCCCUACUGACCAUAAGCAGGGUGAUGGUUCAACCUGUGCCAGCCCUGUGCCAGAGGAUGAAGAAAAUGAUGGAGACAAUGAAGAGAAUAAGAAAGUCUCCACAGAGACCCAUAACAAUGAAGAAUCUGCUGAUGGUCCACAAAGAGAGGGAGCAGAGAAGGCGAAGUCUCCAGCAUCAAAGGACACAAAAGAAGGACUGAAGGAACUAAACGAGCGGUUGCAGAGCAAUUUUAAAACAGAUGAAGAAGAGAACAUUGAAAUGGAGAUGAAGGUCAUAAAUAAAAAAGAGGUCAAGGCGGUGGAAACACCUGUUAUAGACAACCGGGUCAGCACCAUUAUUUCUCUGGUCAAAGAGGAACCUAAGGACACAGAGGUAGCGUGGAAUGCUGUUUCUGUUGUCAUGGCACCAGGUUCUGUGAAACAAGAAGUUAGUGCACAGUCAGAGGUUCGAGAGGAGACAAGUGAAAGGACACUGGAAGAAGUGGAGAGGGCCUUAAAGAAUGACCAGCAAGCCAAGAUACCACUGAAAAAGAGAGAGUUGAAAUUGAGUGAGGGGUUUGGGAACAACCUAAACAGUAAUAACAAUCAUCACUCUAACAACACACUGAACAAUAAUGGCACCUUGAGUUCGGGCAUCAUUGUCCGAAACCCUUCUGUCUUACUCACCAAGGCGCAAUGGCCUUCAAAGGAUGAGGCCCUAAAUACGGAGGAAGGAAGGACAGUGGUAUCUAGCAGUGCCUCAGAUGUCACAGGCAUAGGAAUCACAACAGAGGCCAGGCCUGAUCUAUGUAAUGGAGAGAUGGCUCCAGCCAGGAACUUGAGUCAAAAUCUGAGAGAGCACCGUGUGAGUGUCGGUGUGAUAAUGGGUCCCGUGGAUAGAAAGAAGUCAUUUGUAGAUCAAAAUGUCCCAAUAGUUGCAGACAAAAAUGGACUAGCUGGAAACUACAUUAAGACUAUUACAAGCUGCAACAAAGAGGGGACGGGAGACUCUGUUGUCCAGCAUGAGGGAAUUCCUAGUCCAGGGACUGUGCGCCAGUCUGUGCUUGUAAGGAAAGCCACAACGCCUGAGGGCCUAGCAGCAAUAUUACCGAAGACCUUUGAAGGCCAGCUAACCAGGACACCUGAGAAUGACCUCAGCACAGUAGAAGGAGACAAACUCAGUCAAACGAAGGAGGAAUCUCCCUGCUCAGCAAACAUAUCACAGUCUGUUGAUGAAACGGCAAACAAAGCCUCUAAAGACACCAAGCCUCAGCCCACUGAGGAAUCUACAGAGUGUUCUGGAGCUGAAGAGGAUAUGGGUGAGGAAGAGGAGGAGGAAGGGGAUGAAAUGACCACAGGAGAGAGUCAAAGGAAAGGCAAAAAUAAGACUACAGAGGAUGUAGAUGGGAGUCCUAGGGCUUUUUCUAAAGAGUCAGAGAGCGGAAGCAGUGGGGACGAUGGGUCAGAACCUGAGGGGACAGAUGAAGUGUCCUCUGAGAUCCAGAAGGAGGGCAUCCGCCUGAAGAUUAAGAUUCCGAUGCACCGGAGGACUCCGGAGUUCCAGCGGGAGAGGGAGCAGCAGGAGGAGGCCAGCGACGGGCACUCUCUGCGGCGCUCCGCACGGAUCUGCCGACCAAGUCCCAAGCUGGCAGAGAUCCAGGACAGGAGACAAGAGAAGAAGUAUGCGGGGUCCUCUGGAGGUCAAGAGGAUAAGGAGCCCGGAGACAGUGACGUGAAGAAAUCUCCUCAAAAGAAAGAAACUCCCCGAAAAACAGACUCUGACGGGCAAAACAAACCCGGAAAGGGGCGAAGGCGACUUCGACGCCCUAGAUGGUCCAACACUCGGUCAAAGUGGCGCAAAAAGGGUGAAGGAGAGGAAGAGGGAACUCAGGAGAACUAUCAGUCUGACAGGGAACGGAACCACAGUGACUCGGACUCUGCCAAGUCUGUUGAGAAGCCCAAUGAUGACCCCUGCAGGCACUGUGGUCUCCCCAAUCAUCCAGAACUGAUUUUGCUCUGUGACCUUUGUGAUAGUGGCUACCACACAGCCUGCCUCAGACCCCCCCUUAUGAUCAUCCCUGAUGGAGAAUGGUUUUGUCCCCCAUGUCAGCAUAGACUGCUGUGUGAGAGGCUAGAGGAACAGCUCCUGAAUCUCGAUACUGCACUGAAGAAGAAGGAGAGAGCAGAGCGGAGGCGAGAACGACUCGUAUAUGUGGGCAUCAGUGUGGAGAACAUCAUUCCUACACCGGACGGUGAUGCAGAAGAAAAGUUGGAGAAGAAGAAGAGCACAAAGAAAAACAAGAAUCUCGAGAGGAGAUCAACACGGACCAGGAAGUCCAUCAGUUACAGGUUUGAUGACUUUGAUGAUGCCAUUGAUGAAGCAAUAGAGGAGGACACUACGAGGGAGACUGAGGCCCAAGGUACUGGUCGAGGCAAAGACAUGGCCACCAUUACAGACCAGCAGAAGAGAGAGGAGGGGAAGGAGAACCAGCAACCAGCCAAACCCGCACCAGCACCUCGCAGGAAGAAGCGCCGGCGACUCAAUGACCUGGAUAGUGACAGCACCGUAGACGAAGAGGAAAGUGAAAAUGACUUUCACCUCAGCAGCAGCACAGAGGAAGAGGAGUUUGUGGUGUCGGGCGAUGAGGCAGCCAGUGAAGCCGAUGCCGGCUCCAAUGAGGGCAGUGACAGCAGCACGGCUAGCAGACCAAGUCAGCGGCGAUCACGGCGGACAGCCACCCGGGGCCAGGUCCACAAAGGCAAAAGCAGGGGUAGGAGCGGACGCAAACCACUGUCCCGGCAGCGAGCGGGCUUGUCCGAUGAGGAUGAGGAGGAGCUUGAGACUGAUGAGGAAGAGGAGGAAGAGGAGAUUGAGACGGAGGGUUCAAGUGAGUUCAGCGACAGUGACGUGGACACUCGAAGGCGACGCUCACGGCGGAGCCAGAAGCUGCAGGUGAACUACUGUGAGACAUCGGAGUCGGAGGGCUCUCAAAAAGCCACAAACAAGGACAAACCCCACCCUCACCGCCGACGCCUCACCAGCUCCAACAGCGAGGGCUCUGAGGAAGAAAAGGAAGACGUGAAGAGGACAAGAAAAGAGAAGAGGCGGGAGUCUUCACGGGAGGACUCCAGGAGGCUUCUGCUGAAGCGGCGGAGAGACUCCACAGACGAAGAGGACAACACCGGGCAGGACGACUCUGACGAGUCAGAGGAGGAGCGCCCGGUCCGCAAGCGGCUCAAUCGAAUCGAGUCCGAGGAUGAAGAGGGGGAGGAGGAGAGUGGAGGUGGUGGCCGUCUGGCAUCCAAAAACAAUGGUUCGAGCCGGCACAACGGCCUGGCCUCGCAGAGGCCCUCCACUCAGGACGAAGAGGAUGACCUCUACGGGGUCACCGACAUUGUGCACUUCGUUUUCAACAGUGAACAGGCAUUGUGA
Sardina pilchardus (European sardine) is the source of this 4026-nucleotide messenger RNA. RefSeq names its product remodeling and spacing factor 1a (gene rsf1a). The transcript is spliced from 17 exons. Bases 13 to 4026 code for a protein of 1337 amino acids. Gene Ontology annotation, molecular function: histone binding. The record is from RefSeq and is a predicted model, not a curated record. Gene Ontology annotation, biological process: negative regulation of DNA-templated transcription. Gene Ontology annotation, cellular component: RSF complex; chromatin. Lineage: Eukaryota; Metazoa; Chordata; Actinopteri; Clupeiformes; Clupeidae.